AUGCGUAUUGAUCCGCAGAGGAGAAACACCCUCCGCAGCCGGCGCAAACGUGAUGGCGGGAUCCUCGAAGACGUGUUGUCCGAGCUAGGUGUUGAGGAACACGGUGCAUGUCGGGAAGUAGGGAGCUUCGACGGCGCGGUCGACUUCGAUAUCAAGGUCAGAGCCAAUGACGAGCCUGUUGAAAGCGGCAUCACCGCUGUUUACAUGUUCAAGCCGAUUCAAGAGGCACCUCCUCGGACAGAGAGACACAAAGAGCAAGCGGUCACCGGUGCAGGCCCCUCGUCCGGCGUGCCACAGCAUCUCAACGACGAAAGCGAUACCUCUAUCUUCUCAGGUACUCGAGUCUCUUAUGCGACAACAUGGAUCAUCGAAACACCUCCCUCGACGCCUACAACCAUCUCGAGCUCGCAACGUGAUCCUCACGCUGCUGACUCAGCCAACAGACGGAAAAUACCAAAGCUGAAGCAUCUCUUUCGACGUCAAGAGAAUGACUGGACGGCCCACAUGAAAAAAGCCAACACUCUCGACGAUCUCUUGGCUCUGCAAGGCAUCGCAAUCUCCAAUGACUCCCAGCAGUCGACAAUGGAUUCGCAUGCAGACAACGACGGAACAUCGACUCGUGGCUACAUGGGAAAUGCGGAAGCCUACAUUGAAGCCUUGCGAGACACGCGCAACGCCCAAAGCCGUGCUUGUCAGAAGCGGCAGAGUUUGAGAAAGCAAGGACUGCCGUACGAGCACAUUGUUCCCCCGCGUUUAAAGGACGUGCUUGCGGAGAGAGGUAUACCGAACCCCAUCAAGCGUCCUCGCUCUCAGGUCGUUCUACCACCGCCAGAGAUUUUUCGCAAUAUCGAGGCCUCGACAAACGUUGACAUGCCGCAGUCAACGACGUCUCAGACGCGAUUCGACGACGAGGCUAGUCGCAGCCAGCGACAGUAUUCCGAAUCAAUCUUUAGCAAAAAACAGAUUUCUGUAUCUUGUCUGUCAGUGUGGGACAAAAUCGAUCUUUCCGACCCGCUUCAAGACGAUCCGUCGAUGCUUGUUGACGACGACGACGGUUCAACACGUAGCUCGUCGACCUCAGACUCCAACUGCGAGAUGCGAACUUCAGGACCGCGGAGAGUAUGGGAUGGAUUCCAGAGGAACAAGGAAAUGUAUCUGCGACUGGCUGGACGCAGCCAAGAAGAGAUCCAAGCGAGGAUGACCGCUCCCAGUAGCAGUCGGAAGAGGAAGCCCGCUUCCACGAACACAUGGACCUCCACUCCGGCAAAGCUGAGACGGCUCAAUAUCCCGGACCUCCUCCAUCCGACACCUUCGCCUACGCCAACGGCAGACGUUUCACCUACGUUACCUCCAUGCAGUCGACGUUGGCCGGAAAACUUUCCCUCAUCGAUGCCGCUCCCUACUCCUCCUCUUUCCCUCGCCUGCACUCCAGGUUCGGUGGAUGUGACCGCGAUCGACUCCGCCAUAGCAGCUGCCUGUACACGCCUGAGUCAGUCUCCGGGUCGACCCGAGCGCGUCACAGGGCAUUUCGAUAGAUUUGACCAGGACUUGCCUGACGCUAGCGAUUGGAAGACGGCCACGGAUCGGAUACUGAGGUGUGCGGAGGACUUGUCGGAAGCAGUAGGACGGACGAUGGAGAUGCUCAAACGGAUGGGCGGUCAAGAUGGCCGCUAG
Messenger RNA from Pseudozyma hubeiensis SY62, 1674 nucleotides. RefSeq lists its product as hypothetical. NCBI's taxonomy places the organism in Eukaryota, Fungi, Basidiomycota, Ustilaginomycetes, Ustilaginales, Ustilaginaceae. The transcript is spliced from 2 exons. The coding region runs from base 1 to 1674 and encodes 557 amino acids. The record is from RefSeq and is a predicted model, not a curated record.